Dreissena polymorpha is the source of this 4991-nucleotide messenger RNA. RefSeq names its product sorting nexin-13-like. The record is from RefSeq and is a predicted model, not a curated record. Gene Ontology annotation, cellular component: early endosome. Gene Ontology annotation, molecular function: phosphatidylinositol binding. Bases 122 to 2932 code for a protein of 936 amino acids. Lineage: Eukaryota; Metazoa; Mollusca; Bivalvia; Myida; Dreissenidae. The transcript has 25 exons.
AAAAGCUUAGCUUUUCAAUAUGGCAGACGAUGGGUGAUUUCUGUGUUGUUAUUGUUUAGUAAUGGUUAAUUUCUCCACAUAACAAUGUAAUAAUUGCUAAAUUUCUGAUUAAUUAAGAAAGAUGUGGCCAGGUCACACUCGCUGGAUAGUUCUUGCUUGUUUGCUCUUCUUGGCUACCUUCGGAGCGUAUGGAGUGUCUCUUGUAUUGUACAUCGUUCUGGGUAUUGGAGGGAUUGUGGGCGUGGCGGUGUAUUAUGGCAGUGUGGAGUCUUCUAGUCAGUUGGAGACAGAGAUUGACAUGCCGCUGUCCUCACCAGGAAUCAAGGCAGUCCAAAAACUCAUGGGUGGCUCAGUGAAAAUCAAAAGAUUUGAUAAAAGAAUAACAGGUUCAAGUGUAAUAGAUGAAGUUCUUCAGUCGGUGCUAGAGUAUACAGCCAGGGAUUACAUCAAGAACUGGUACAGGGAAGUCAGCGAUGACGACUACUUCUUGAUGCAGAUACAACAGUGUGUUCAAAAAGUGUUCAUUACAUUUUCACAGAGGUCCAAAGAUGUGGACUGGAUGCCAUAUUUUACACAAAGAAUGGUGGAUGACUUCGCCUCCCAUAUACGACUGUACACCCGCGCACUGGAAAAAUCAAAAGUUGCUAAUAAAGAUGAAAGAGCUCCGUUAUUGGAGCAGAACUUUUUUGACCUGGAAAUCGAAAUGGAAGGUGACAUCUGUAGAGAUUUAGUGUCCCUCUCUCCGCAAGAUGAAAGACAAUAUCUUCAAGAUCUCACAGAUGUGUUGUUAUUCCUUUUUCUACCAAUAGAGGACUACAAUAAUAAGCCAUUUCGCUAUAUUAUACGUGAAGUAGUUGUGAACGGUAUCUUCAUUCCCACCAUUGAUCUUCUGUCUGACACAGACUACAUCAACUCAUACAUCGCAUACAUGUGCCGAGAAGGGUCGUUUACUAAUGAGAUGUUUAUGUCUGUGAUAAAGACGACAGAUAGUAUCCCGGAGCUGGACUCUGUGAUAGAAAUUCUUGACUGUGAUAUCGCCAAGUGGCGCUCAAAGGAUACCGGUGGUAGUGAUGAUGUGCAAAUAAAGCAAAACCUCAACAGCCUGCUGUUCGUAAAGAACCUGUGCGAAGAAAAGAUCAAACGGUUACGUCAGGGAAUCGAUGAUACAGAGUUUGCCCCGGAUGUUCCAGAGCACAUGCGUUCAGGGGCGACACAGUUUGUCCUCAGCUUAGAUGACAUUAUCAACAAUAACAAAGCCCUGGAGGCCUUUAUAGAGUUUAUGGGCCUUGCUGGGGGUCAGCAACUGCUAUUCUUCUACCUUAACAUCGAGGGCUUUAGGGCAGCUGCAGAACAACAGCUCAAGGAGGCCGGUAACCAUGGGAAUGGAGACGGUUACGACCUAGAGCCACUGCGGAAUCAAGUGAACAUCAUUUACAAUCAGUAUUUGUCUGAGAAGGCAUCAUCACGGGUCCGGAUAGAGCCAGACAUCUUGAAAAGAUGUGCAGCAAAAAUAAAAAAUAAGCAGAUGAAGGCGGACAUCUUUGAUGAAGUGCAAGCCAGGGUGUACCAGAUGCUACACGGAGAGCAGUAUUAUGAGGCGUUCAUACAAAGUGCGGCCUACGUGAAGGUCUUGGACGACCUGGGCUUCAACAGCAUGGACUCCAUCAGCAUUGAGGACUCCCUAGCCAUGAGUUCUUCUGAUGUUAAUGAAGACUAUGGUGAGAAUUCCAGCAAUCCAUCAUCACUGUGCAAUAACUCCCACCGGUCUGGUUCACCAUACAAAGGCAACAAUAUACUGGAAGUGUACUCCAUAUCCGCCAUGAUCUCAAUGACAGGUAUAAUCAGAGAGUCAGAGAAGACUGGUAAAUCGUACGCGGUAUUCUCAAUCCGGGUCACCAGACGAAGCUCCGAGGGGGAGGAGAUAUGGGACGUGUAUCGACGCUACAGCGACUUCCACGAUCUACAAAUGAUCAUGUCAGAAAAGUUGCCUCAUUUCCAUGGACCAUCUUUGCCACCAAAAUCGUUGUUAAGAAAUAACACUGACGAGUUUUUGGAAAAACGAAGAAAAGCUCUGGAUACAUAUUUACAGGGCCUGCUAUCUGCAGAGGUGUGGGAGAAGCAUCCUGGCGUUCAGCAGUUUGUGAUGAAGUUUCUAGCGCCCGGUAUUUGGGAGAGACACAAGAGUGAACUGGCGCGGAAAAUGGACACCAUAGUCAACCCUCUUAAGACUGUCGGAAACGCAGUGAAAACCAUCUCUAACGAUGGGGUGUCGAAACUUAGAGGUGACUCAUUCAGCAGGAGUUCAGGAUCAGCAGCACAAGGGACCAAAGUUGGGGCUGGGUUGGAUCCAGAGUUAAAUGAGAACAUUCCACUGCGUAUCAUGCUGCUACUGAUGGACGAGGUGUUUGACCUGCGACACAAAAACCAGUGGCUGCGACGGCAGAUUGCGAGAGUGUUGAAGCAACUCAUUAAAGCCAUCCUGGGGGACCGUAUGAACAAGAAGAUUGUUGAACAUGUAGACUUCAUGACCUCAGCAGAACAAGUCGCAGAAUACAUCAAGGCCUUUCGGGACACUUUCUGGCCAGAGGGUGUGCUGGCUGAGCCACGAUCAGCACGGGACAACAACAUCAAAAUGAGGACCAGGGUGGUCUGUAAGGCCAAAAUGCUUGGCAGUAUCCCAGAUGAACUUCGUCAUUUUCUCGGCAGCGAUACAGUACGGAUAGGAACCAGUCGAGUGUUUGACAUGUUUCAGUAUCGCAGUCUGAACAGACGUCUCGUAUAUGUAAUCCUUGAGGGCGUCAUUGAAACACUGUUUCCUGAAAACCGCUUCAAGGAACUUUUCCGAAAAAUGCAUUCGCAGUCCGCUCGUUUGAAAGCGAGAAAAAAUGGAGAUCCAGUCAAAACCGCAACUGUUGGCAAGAAAACUUCCUGAUGUUAGUGUUUGUUUAUCUGUGUGUGCUAUGUACAUAUUUAUUUAUUUAUUUUAUGAACAGAUUUAAGAUUUGAAACUGCAUUUGAAUCAUAUUUCAAAAUGGCAUUAAUUUUGUUGUUUGUGUACUUUUAAAUAAUUAACAAAUGACAGAUAAUCGGUUGUAAAUUUAACAUUAUUUCCAAGGUACAGAAAUAUUGUAACCAUUUUACUGAUGUUUUCAAACAGUAAGUAAUCUGAGAUUAUAUGUGUUAACUUUACAUUUAACAAGGUGUUUUCUUUCUUUCUUGGCUGGAUAUUUAUGUUGAGCAUGUAUUUAUUCAUGGAUCAGUUUGAAACCUGGAGGAAAAACUGCAGUUAAGCAGGCACCAAGAAAAUAUAAUUCUCAACAGAGACACAGCACUCCAAUCAUACUUAUCCAAACCCCCUUUUACAAUAAACACAUCUUAACAUUACAUUAAAAAAGAUAUUUGUAAAUUGUAUUCUUACCAACUUUUGUUAAUGCUGGAAAUUUAAGUUUUAUGAAUGUAUGAAUAAACAAAUAGAAUAUAUUUGUGAACUUGUAGCGAUUCUUAAAGUGUUUUGAACUUAAAGUUUGUUUUAUUUUAAACACCAUUUUACAAUAGACACAUCAUAACAUUAUAUUUGUUAAAAAAAUUGAUAUUUGUAAACUUAAGUGUGACAUAAUUUUGUACAUGCAUAAAUCUUAAGUUUUAUGAUAAUAUUUAUGAAUACGUCAAUAUUGGUGAAUUUCUUGAGAUUCUUUAAAUAUGGUUAACUUCAAGUUUCUGUUAUUGCAAGAAAGAGUUGUAAAUUUCAUAUGCAUUUAAUACGUAAAGACAAUGUUAUUUUGCAUUUAGCCUGUUUUCCUGGGACAGUGGCCUUCACUGUUGCUUAAUACACAGGGGAUUAAAUUCUACAUCCUCACAACACAAGUGAGUUUGGUAGGUGGUCAUCGCAACAGAAAUACUUAAUUGUGUCUGUGAACACUGCCUCCCCCCCCCUACAAGACCACAUCAAAUUAAAACAAAAUAAUUGUUUGAAUUAUCGUGCUGUUUUCAAAAUAUGUCUUACUUUUAUAUGACUGUACUUAUUAAACAAUCUGCACGUUUUGACAUACAUACACAUUUUGGACCAACAAAAAUGCUGUUCCUUUUCACAGUGCUAAUGUCUACCAGAUUUGUAUUAAUUGUAUUUUUAUGUUAACUGUCAGCAAGUAUGUGUAUACUCUGUUUAAAUUAUUGAUGAAAUUGUCCAGAAUUUUACUGUAAAAUUUCCAUGUUUAUAAUUAUGGACCAUGAAUUAUAUAUUUAUAAUGUUUUCUUUGGACAUAUGGAACGUAGAUAUGAUUAUCAGGGUUGAUUUUUUUAAUUUGUGUUGUUUUAACAGUGUUAGUUGAAUGGGUGUUUAAAACAUAUCUAUUUAAUCGUUAAAUUAAUACACACACAUUAAUUUAAAUGCACUGAACCUCCUAUGAGUAUUUUUUGUUUCUUGAUUAAUAGUUUCAUGUUGUUGUUUUGCAACAAACUUGUAUUACGGAGCCUGUAAUGAAAUUGCUUCUUUAGACGAAAUUAUUCUAUUAAUGUAAUUUAUAUCUACACAUUUGUGAAAUCAAUAAUGAUGAAGAUCCAUGUUAAAUUUACAUAUUUUGUCCUUCUUAUACAAGCAUUACAACCUUUAUUUUGGUUAUAGGUGCAAUCUAUUUUUAUUUAUUUUUUAUUUACUGAAUUUUUUUUGCUUUUACCUUCUGAUUUAUUGUUUACUAUUUCCUCAUUUUAAAUCAUAAGUUAACAAUUUAGACAGUUUUUUGAAAGUAUAUUUAUGACGUCAGUUUUGAGCUAUUUUGUGUGACCAUAAAGCUUUUAUACUUGUCCUUUUCAUUAAAAUCUAAUCAAGAAAAAUAAACACCAGAUUGAAAGAGCUUUUAACACAGCAAAGUCUACAACUGUAUUUCUCAGUUAAAUCAUUAUGUAAUUUUGUGCAACAUCAUACUGAGAAAAGAGUUUUUGUAAAUGACUAAAAUUAUGACAAAACAAUAUUUUACAAUUAGGUGCUUUAUUGU